AAGCAGGAGCAGUUAAUGUUGAUUUGAAUAUAGAACUUAACAUUUAAAAUCAAAGAAUGUGUUGAUAUUUCGGACAGUUGAUAAAAAGACUCAAUAAUCUAUUUUUGUUUAUUUCCUUGUUCUAAGUAUAGACUGGAUUUUACUUGUUCUAAAGUAGAUCCCACGCCGACAGAUAAAAACAGGGUACCCUAUUUUGAGGCAAAAUAACUAUAUUAGUGUUUAAAAUUCAACCUUUUUCUCAACAAUUGGUCGUAGAUAGGAUACCAAUAAACCUCCUCCAUAUUUUGUCAGAGUUUUAAACCACCAACAUUAGUCUGCAGGAUUUACGGAGACAGCCCAGCGUCGAGUUGAACGAGACUAUAUUGAACUCUGGCGUAGGAAUACAUACGACUACAAAAAAUAUUUAAAUUCAAUGGAUGAACGUACACACCUACCAGAAAAUCAACAGCAACUAAUAGACAGCAUCAAAAAAUGUAUGCAGGAUGGAAUAAUACCAAUUAUGCAACCUGGGACACAAGUGAGAGGUCACAGUUUGCUAGACGCAGACGGGUUAAAAGGAAAACAAGUGGCAUUAAUAAAUAUUGAAAACAUCCAGGAGUUACCUUUUCCUGGAGAUGUGCCGAUUCGUAAAGCUAUCAGGAUGUCUGAAUCCCUUGAUCUAAUAAUCAAACAGCUUCAGAAUAGAGUUGGAAGCAAGCCUGAAUUCUUUGCGGAGCAUUUUCAAAACUGGGCGGAAAAUCAGACAAGCAGUGUUAUUUCUUGUUCUCCGAAAACCAAAGAAGAAAUGUCAAAAGUUAUUAAGGCAGCUGCAGCAGAAAAAGUUGUCAUCCGGUGUGCCGGUGCUCGCCAUAGUUGGGCGCCUGUGUUCGCUGAUACCCGUCAAAUUUGUGUCAACACUAAACACAUGAAGAGCGACUACCCAAACAAAUCAAACAUCAGAGCAGACUUGGAUAAGAGAACAGUGGAUGUUAUGACUGGUGUAACUACUGGUGAUCUCAAAACAUUCCAACUUAAGCAAAAGCUUAGCCUCAACGCUAACGUCAUUUUGGAUUUAGUCCAAGUAGUAAGCGUUGCCCAGACUGGCUGCCAUGGCGUGGGCAAAGACGUACAUUGUGUCAGUGACAACUUGGUAAGGAUGAGAGUUUUUGACGCAAAUGGUGAACUACGGACCUACAGUGCAGAUGGAGAUGGUGGUGAUGUUGAACUCUUUAGGGCAGUUUCAGCUGGUUUUGGUUGUUUUGGCGUAGUCUAUGACGUUACAAUUCAGAUGGACCCUGAGGUAAUCGUCAAAACGGGAACCUCAUAUCCUAGUAUGCACGACGUUUUUUAUUCGAAAGACAAACUGCAGGAAAUCAUCGAAAACAAUUGGGCUGUUGAAAUAUUUUGGUUCCCAUUUAAUUCUUUGCCUUUUGAUCUUUCCAACGAUGAACUGUGGGUGAGAACUUUUAACAAAGUUCGCACACAAGAAACUGAAAAAGUUGUAAGCCACUGGUUUUAUAAAAUCAAAAAUGCUUACGACUUCAUAUCGCAGGAAACUUUGCGAACCGUCAGCCCAUUCAUCAGAGCCGGUGAUUGGUGUGCCCCCUUCAUUCAAUGGGUUUCCUUCCAUACCCUCAAACAUAUCUUAUACCCAAGAGGAGAGAUAUAUGAGGAACUUCCAAAUGCUAUUCAUUUCAGAAACCAUUUAGACGACGCAAAGGUAUAUGACAUGGAGUUUGUGUUCGAUUACGAGGGUGAUUAUAGUCGAUUAAAGAAAAUCAUACAAGUCGUGGUUAAACAAGUGAAACAAUUUGGGGCGAAAAAACAAUAUCCUUUGAACGUUUCGCUCGAAAUGCGGUUCAUGACGUAUAGUGAUGCCUACCUUGGAACUGGAAGCAUUGCUAACCCACGAUAUGGAGGUUCUGGACACGUGGUCUGUAUUGAGAUAUUGAGUUUGAAAGGAACUGAGUAUUGGGAAGAAUUCAGCGCAUCAGUCGGAAAAGAAUGGAUGGCAUUGGGAGGGGUUCCACAUUUGGCCAAACAAUAUGACCAUCUCCCAGGCAUUUUUGAUGAUAUACGACAAAAAAUGGCACCGCAGAUUAAGGCAUUCAAGGACAACCUGGAUAAAUCUGGAGUGGAUUCAUCACUGUAUAUGAACACUGGGAUGCGAAAACUUCUUGGGUACGAAUAAGACGUCUUUAUAAUCAAAGUUGACACUAGAUGUAUCAUUUAAGUAUUUGUAUUAUAGAGAUGUUAAUAUAUCAUUACAAUUUUAUUGGAUACAACUGUUAGAUUCAUAGGUUGUUAUAGUAGUGAGUGCUUGUUUCUGUUUGACCUCGCAUGUUCAAAUCUAAAAAUAUCAAAAGUACAGCAUAGCGUUAUUUAUUUGCCGUUUUAAUCUUUAAUAUCUUUACUACUCACAUUAAUGAGUUUAUUUGUCAGUAAUUAUUAUUUUUUUCACGUGCUUUUGACAUCAAUUUGUUGCCAUUGGCUUGCUUUUAAUUUUUAGUUUUUUGGUGUAUUGGUUUGUUUUUAUUUUGUAUUGCGAUUAUGAGGUUUGACAAUUUCUUUGCAUUUAUCAAAAAUAAUAUUUGUCCUACUCUAGCGUUUCAUCACACUUUAAUAAUGUUAAAGUGAAAAAUCAAAUAUGUUUUCUUCUCUCUCUCUCUCUCUCUCUCUCUCUCUCUCUCUCUCUCUCUCUCUCUCUCUCUCUCUCUUUGAUGAAAGUUUAAAUUGUAAAUGCUUUCAAAAGGUUAAGAAAUAGAAACGAUUGAAGGAAUUUUGGCUUGCGAUUCAUCUCAAUUUUUCAGAUAAGUAUAAGCCUUAUUUGGCUCUUGUUAUUCAUUGUGUCAGGAAACCUUCAGGUAUACAUGAUAUACUCGUCGAAAAAUAUUGCACAUACACCUCAGACAUACAGCUACAGUGUGCUUCUUUGAAAUUGUAUUCUCGCUUUUUUGGUGAAGGUACGUGCUUUAAUAUACAUUAUGUAUUACGAGUGUUUGAUAUGUUAAAUUAUGAAAUAUUGAGGCAAAUUGUGAAUCUAGGAAGGUGUUAUGCAAGCAUAAUUAUUUCAUAAGAAACAUGGAAUACUAGAAGCCAAGAGCAGUUUUACGGAAGGUGGAUAGUCAACAAAUUAACCAUUAGGUCUGCAUAAUUUUAAGAUAUGUUUUGUUUAGCUAUAAACUAGUACUUAAUAAGAAAAAAAAAUCUAUAUAUUUUAACUUUUGGGUAUUCUCCUAUAUAUCCGUAUGGAGCUCUUCUUCUAAAGAAAAUCAAUACAGUCUGAAAAUGGUCCCGAACAUUAAGCCCUCUU
Magallana angulata is the source of this 3292-nucleotide messenger RNA. RefSeq lists its product as uncharacterized. Gene Ontology annotation, molecular function: D-arabinono-1,4-lactone oxidase activity; FAD binding. Lineage: Eukaryota; Metazoa; Mollusca; Bivalvia; Ostreida; Ostreidae. The record is from RefSeq and is a predicted model, not a curated record. Gene Ontology annotation, cellular component: membrane. The transcript is spliced from 10 exons. Bases 413 to 2170 code for a protein of 585 amino acids.